Molecule: messenger RNA, 1158 nt
Organism: Branchiostoma belcheri (Belcher's lancelet)
Lineage: Eukaryota; Metazoa; Chordata; Leptocardii; Amphioxiformes; Branchiostomatidae
Product: nucleotide triphosphate diphosphatase NUDT15-like
Exons: 3
Coding region: 16-474 (152 amino acids)
Biological process (GO): dGTP catabolic process
Cellular component (GO): cytosol
Molecular function (GO): 8-oxo-7,8-dihydrodeoxyguanosine triphosphate pyrophosphatase activity
Source: RefSeq, a predicted model, not a curated record
ACAACCCAAACAAGCAUGGCGGAACUUGUCCAAAAUUCGCGGCCGAAAGUAGGAGUCGGUGUGCUGGUGACGAGCCACAGGCACCCAGGCUGUGUUGUAGUCGGCAAAAGGAAAGGAGCAGCCGGGUCGGGAACAUAUGCACUGCCUGGAGGGCAUCUGGAGUUCGGUGAGGAGUGGGCAGACUGUGCAUCCAGAGAGGUGCUAGAGGAGACAGGACUGAAACUGAAGAACGUCAGAUUUGCUACAGUCGUCAACGGGAUCAAGUUGUCCGAGAACUACCACUACAUCACCAUCUUCAUGCAGGCAGAGGUGGACACUAGUCACCGGGAGGAACCGGUCAACCUGGAACCUGAGAAAUGUGAAGGAUGGGACUGGUACGCGUGGGACAACUAUCCUGACCACGAUCAGCUGUUCCGGCCGCUGCAGUGCUGCAGAGAAGAAGGUUACAACCCUUUCCCUACAAACAACAGAUGACAACAGGCACCUUCUACUAUAGCUAGUAGCUGCCUGGGUAGCAGAUCUUGGGGUGGGGUGGGGGGCGCACUAAAGCUAACAAGGCUGAACUUUUUUUUUAAUAUGUAUUUAUUCAACCAAGGAAAAGAACAUAAAAGGUGAAUAGCAUCAAACCAUAAUAACAUAAUGGAACAUUUGUGAAUAAUAUGUUUCAGUAUGACAAAUGACACACACAUGAAUGUCUAUCAACAUAAAAUGAAAAACAUGUGAUAUAACUGAGGAUUUAGAAAACAGAACAUAACAUACAUGACAUUGUAGGUAUCAUUAUCUGCACAUAAUGUUGAACGAAGAAUAAUAGAACUGGGGAGCAAUAUUGUUGAAUGGUUCCACAUGACUAAGAAAUCAACAAACAUGAAUAAUCUACCACCAAAAUUCCAGAGGUUAUUACCACCAUGGAAUGUCUACAACCUGACAGUAUCCUCAUGGAUUCCUUAGCUAUUAUUGGCAGUAUGUUUGGUAGCAAAUAGAUAACUAUUGUAGGAGCUUUCCAUGGUUCAAUAUGACAACUGAUAGGAAACACUACCCAAGUAACACAUAAUAACAGAUAUUUACAUUGGUUACCUGUCAAGGACAUUUUUAAGUAAUACUAUUUGCUUAACUAAACUAGUUCACAGUUUCUUUCUUUUUUGCAUUAUUUACUAGUAU